Messenger RNA from Cooperia oncophora, 639 nucleotides. NCBI's taxonomy places the organism in Eukaryota, Metazoa, Nematoda, Chromadorea, Rhabditida, Trichostrongylidae. The record is from the annotation of a GenBank genome assembly.
AUGGAGUAUUUGACCGUGUUCAAUGAUGCACUGGAGGAUGUGAAUGGCUACAACGGAUUCGAGGAUUUUCUGGAUACGUUCAAGUUUGUGAAAAGCUCUCGGGGUAAUUACGACGAUCCUGAAGAAAAGGAGAAGAGUGGUGAACUAAAAGGAAAAGUCUUCAUCACGCCCAUCACCGGCAAAGACGAUACGGGUAAAUGGUUACAGAGUGUUCCAGAAGGUGUUCGUCGUAAAACAUUAAUAAGCUUGAAAAAGAAAUAUCGAGCCGACACACUCGAUCCAGUUUUUGGCGAAUUUGUUGAGAUGGAGGUGAAUAUACCAGUCGAGAAGGAUUUAGUUAUCACAGUGAUGGACUAUAGGAAAGUAAUCAGUGACGACAAAAUUGGCUCAACUAAGAUCGACCUCGAAAACCGACUUCUCACGAAAUGGCGAGCAACAGUCGGUCUUAGCGCACAGUACACGAUUCAGGGCGAAAUGCAAUGGAGAGAUCAACAAACGCCGUUAGCCACGCUCAGAGGGUACUGCAAGAAGUUUUUGGUAGAGCCACCAGUGGUCAUUGAGAAGCAGAACGAUAUCGGGCUAAAAAUCCUUGGCAUCGACUUUUGGUAUUCACAAGUUCAGCAAGAGAUGGACGAGUGA